Molecule: messenger RNA, 846 nt
Organism: Harmonia axyridis
Lineage: Eukaryota; Metazoa; Arthropoda; Insecta; Coleoptera; Coccinellidae
Product: zinc finger BED domain-containing protein 4-like
Exons: 1
Coding region: 1-846 (281 amino acids)
Molecular function (GO): protein dimerization activity
Source: RefSeq, a predicted model, not a curated record
AUGCUUGAGCGUUUAUUGGAACAAAAAGAAGCGAUCACAUUAUAUAUUACCAACAAUGAUGGUCUCACCAACCUUACUUACUCUGAAUGGGAAUUGGUGAAAAACAUCCUCAAUAUUUUAAGGCCAUUUGAAGAAAUCACAAAAACUGCAAGUAAAGAGCAAUGUUGCAUUUCUGAAGUGAUUCCAUUAGUCGUAACAUUAAAAGAAUAUUUAUCUAAAGAGGGGCCAAUCUUUGCUGGUGUAGGCACAAUGAAGAAUGAACUUUUAACAAGUUUAGAAAGAAGACUUGGUGAAACAAUAUUUCAACGAGAAAAUCUGUAUGUUGCCACAUUCUUAGACCCAAGAUUUAAAAUGAAUUUUUUCCCUAAAGAUACCAAAGGACAAAUAUUAACCUGUAUUAAAAAUUUAAUUAAAAGGAAGUAUAAUACUGUAACUGAAGUGGAUCUCGAAUCUUCGGAAGAUGAUAAUAUUCCUUUAAGCGAUUUAAAUAAGGAAAAUACAUUCUGGGGAACCUUUGACAGUAUUGCCUCUACUUCGACCGAAACCACUAAAACAAAAAACAUGCAAGCAUGGGUAAAUGAAGUAAUAACAUAUUUGGAAUGUUCAACACAACCGAAAGAUAAAUCUCCUUUCGAGUGGUGGGAGGCAGAAAAGAAAAAAUUUCCUUGUUUGUUCAUCGCAGCUUCGGUGUACCUGUCAGCACCUGCUGCCAGUGUGUCUAGUGAGCAACUAUUCAGUGAAUUAGGCAAUAUUUAUGAACCAAAAAGAAAUAGACUUAAUGAAGAUAGGGCGGAAAUGUUGGUGUUUUUACAUCACAAUAUCAAGAAAUUAAAUUUCAGUUAUUAG